Messenger RNA from Effrenium voratum, 2678 nucleotides. The record is from the annotation of a GenBank genome assembly. NCBI's taxonomy places the organism in Eukaryota, Dinophyceae, Suessiales, Symbiodiniaceae.
GGAGCUUCGCACGUCCGUCCGGAAUCGGUGUAGCGAUGUGGUGAGGGAUGGCUGAGAAGCGAGCGCAGGCCAAGGAGGCGGCGCUUUCGGCGGCGCUCCAGGGCGCCAAGGCGGCCGAAACGCGCAUCGCGGAGGAGGCCAAGAAGAAGUUCACUCGCAUCGAUGCCUUCGAGGGCAUCUACUCGUUUCUGGCCUUGGACUUGCCUUGCCAAGUGCUCUUCAACAACGUGAUGCACUACUCGGCGCGGCACGCCCUGCUGGCGGCCCAGUUCCCCGACGCAGCCGACCAGCUGCAGGCGCCGGGCAAUGCGGAGGUGGCGGCGGCGAUGAAGUUGGUAGAGCCGGAGGCCGAGGCCAAAGACUGGCGAGACAUUCGCAUCAAGGCAAUGGAGCGCAUCCAGCGCGAUAAGUUCCAACGCUCGGAGGAUUUCCGGAAGAAGCUCAAAGACACCGGGGACCGCGACCUGGUGUGGGAGAACGACGAAGAUACCUUCUGGGGGGCCACCAAAGGCCGCGGACAGAACCACCUGGGCCGAGUGCUCAUGGAGGUCCGGGGCACCAUCCAGGACGACACGGACUUCCACUCCUGGCUCUUCCAGUGCUGCGAGUUGGAGAGCGACCCGGUGCGCCAGCCCCCCGUGGAGCUCACUGAGGGCAAGGACGACGGGACAGGGGAGAAGCAGGUGCACAAGCUGGGGGGCAAGGAGUACUACAGGCUGGGGAAGCUGCCGUCCAACGCGGUGCCGGCGCUGCACCCCUCCAUCUCCCGGGAGCACGCGCUGAUCCUGCACUCCAAGGCUGAGGUGGCGAGGCCCACGGGCGGUGUGGCCGUUAUGGACCUUGGCUCCAAGUUUGGCACCCACCUGGACGGGAGGAGACUCAGCAAUGCCUUCGUCAUGGAGCCGCUGAAGUCGGGGGUGAAGCUGAAACUGGGGGCCUCCACUCGCAGCUACCAGGUGUCGGUGAAUCUGCGCUCGCAGAUUGAGGAGUUAGAGCGCCAGCAGCGCGAGCUGAUGAGAGAGGUGCAGACCAUCGACCAGGAUGCCGCGGACCCGGUGCAGGCGGCCAAGCGCAUGGCCAAGGAGGAAGCCACCUGCUUUGUGGGGAACCUCGAGUACGACACCGAGAAGGCGGAGAUCCUGGGGCUGUUCCAGGACUGCGGGCACGUGGAGGAGGUGCGCUUUCCAGGGCAGGAGGCCGGCGGCAAGGCCGUGAAGGGCAUCGCCUUCGUGGUCUUCGACUCCGCCAUGGCGGCGCGCCGCGCCUGCGGCCUCUCCGGGGAGAGCUUCAAGGGGCGGCGCCUAAAGGUGGCGCCCGCCACGGAUCGCCCAAAGGGAGGGAAGGGGGAAAAGGGCGAGGGCAAGGGCAAGGGCAAGGACAAGGGCGAGAGAGACCACGACCGUGGCGACGACUCCCGUCAGUUCCUGCGAGAUAUGCUGGAUGGCAAGUGGGAGCGGGGCGUGGCCCUGCCGUCCCGGUCCCCGGACCGCGAGCCGCCGCGGCGGCGCGAGGAGCGGCGCGAGGAGCGGCGGCCGCGGCAGCGGGAGCCGUCGCCGGAGCCGUCCCCACCAAGGGACCGCAGCCGCAGCCGCAGCCGGGAUGCGCGGAAGGAGCCGAAGGGCAAAGAGAACCGCAAGGCCAAGAAGAAGCGCAAGCGCCGCUGGGAGCAAGAGCAGCUCCAGCGAGAGCGCUUUGGGCAGCACUGCCGCGGGCCGUGGGACGCAAACCGCGGAGAGCGACGCGACGCCAUGGCGCCGAAGAAGCGGCCGGCCGCGAGCCCCGCGGGCGCGGCGGCGAAGCAGACGAAGGAGGACCCAGAGCCCAAUUUUGCGGCGGCGGCCUCGGCCAAGGGCCCCAAAGCCGAGCUGGAAGCGCUGCCGAAGCCCGUGACGCUGCCGCUGAAGUCCACCGCUUUGGUCUGCAUCGACUUCCAGAAGGACUUCAUGGAGGUCGGGGGCUUCGGGCACGCGCUGGGCAAUGAUGUGACCAAGCUCUCAGAGGAGUGCCUGCCCGGUGCCGCCACUCUGCUGGCGGCGGCGAGAAGUGCCAAGAUCACCGUGGUGCACACCAAGGAGGCACACCGGGAGGACCUGCGGGACUGCUGCGCGAUGAAGUUGGACGGACCCAGGUGCCCUCCAGAGGGGAAGCGCAUCGGCGAGGUGCUGGUGGAGGGCAUGGGCCGACUGCUGGUGGACGGGUCCAAGGGCAAUGAGUUCAUGGAGGAGGCCAAGCCAAUUGACGGGGAGAUCGUGGUCGCAAAGCCAGGCAAAGGGGGCUUCUUCAUGACGGGUCUGCACGAGAUCCUCCGGGAGAAGGGCAUCAGCCAUUUGAUCUUCUGCGGAGUGACCACUGAGGUCUGCGUCAACACCACCAUGAGGGAAGCCAACGACCGCGGCUACGAGUGCGUCCUGGUGGCGGAUGCGACCGGGAGCUACUUCCCGCAGUUCAAGGCCGCGGUUUUGGAGAUGGUGCGGUCCCAGGGCGGCAUCGUGGGCUACACCGUGGAGGAGGCGGAGGACGUGGCCAAGGCUCUGAAGGCUGCAACCUGAUGCCCGCCUUUCCCCCGGCUCGUUGCGAGGGCAAAGUGCCCCGGCCGAGCUGGGGCUUUUUCCUUUUGACCUGGCCUUUUCCCGCGAGAACGCCAGGCCAGAGAUUCGGAGCGCGCCUUUUGUAGGGGG